Malassezia sympodialis ATCC 42132 is the source of this 1269-nucleotide messenger RNA. It is a transcript of the gene PEX12, whose product is annotated as ubiquitin-protein ligase peroxin 12. Gene Ontology annotation, biological process: protein import into peroxisome matrix; protein monoubiquitination. The record is from RefSeq and is a predicted model, not a curated record. Gene Ontology annotation, cellular component: peroxisomal importomer complex; peroxisomal membrane. Gene Ontology annotation, molecular function: protein binding; zinc ion binding; ubiquitin-protein transferase activity. NCBI's taxonomy places the organism in Eukaryota, Fungi, Basidiomycota, Malasseziomycetes, Malasseziales, Malasseziaceae.
AUGGAUGUGUUGGCCAACAUUGAUCCGACUUCGUCGAACAGUGCGGCGGCAGAUCCGUUUCGCCCCUCUUUCUUUGAGCUGAUUGCGCAAGAGCAGCUAUCGCAGCUGCUGAAGCCAGCUAUCCGCUAUGUUCUCACUGUGCUAGCGCAGCGGCACCCGCGAUACUUGCUCCGCAUCGUGAAUCGUUUCGAUGAGAUUUAUUCACUCCUGAUGCUAGCUGUCGAGCGGCACUACCUGUAUACCUGGAAUGCCUCCUUUACCGAGCACUUUUACGGCCUGCGGCGUCGACGUCGUCCGGCCGUGUCCACCAAGCGUGUGGAAGCCUCGGUCCCCCCACAGAAGCUACAGGCCGCGCGUCUACUGCGUCCGCGCGAGAUCUAUGUGUCUCUUCUCUUUUUGGUAGGCCUCCCCUAUGUGAAUGCCAAACUCCUCGAGUAUUGGGAGUCUGUGGGGGGCGGCGUACUCACCGACGGGGACGAACUCUUUGGGGACGAGCCGCGCGAAGCACAACUGACGCGGCGAGAACGGACUGUGGAACAGGAGCGCCGCGAAAGAUGGAACACGAGGUUCCGUCGCUUAUAUCCGUAUGCGCAAGUGGUGCUUCAGUUGUGGAUGCUGAGCUACAAUAUCAACUACUUGUUUGGCCGCACAUCCUACUGGAGGCCCUGGCUUAAAUACAUGCGCGUUGAUGUGCGUCGCGCUAUGGGUAACGAGGCACCCCUGCAGGCAGGUGCAGCGUCCAAGCGUCUACCUUCGUUCACAAGCUUUCCCUUUUUGUUCUCGUACUUGCUGCUUCGGAAAGGCGCGUCGGGGCUGCUGGACGCCUUAAAAUACGCGCUGCCUGUCUCCAUUUUCUUCUUCAAGUUCCUCGAAUGGUGGUACAGCCCCAAUAAUCGGCGUCGACGCGGCGGCGAUGGCGACAGUGAGACGGCCAAGCGGAUCGCGCCGCCUGCUGUCCUUCCGCCCAGUCUCCAGGGCGUGCUGUAUCGUCCGCCGUCAGCAUACCAAGCGCCGCCCGUGCUCUCACAAACACAGGUGGAUCUGCCCAUGGAUGAAAUGUUCGCCGAUGCCGCGACACCUGCGACGCUCUUGCACAAUGCAUGCCCGCUCUGUGGUGUGGCGCCGAUCCAAAAUGCCUGUGUGUUGUCGACGGGCUAUGCCUUUUGCUAUACCUGCGCGAAUAACUACGUGGACAAGUGGCAUCGCUGCCCUGUGACCCUGGCGCCCCUGCCGGCCGGGAUCGAGCAUAUCCGCCGCGUGUUGGUGUAA